This is a messenger RNA of Carlito syrichta (Philippine tarsier), 1825 nucleotides long. RefSeq names its product HEAT repeat containing 9 (gene HEATR9). NCBI's taxonomy places the organism in Eukaryota, Metazoa, Chordata, Mammalia, Primates, Tarsiidae. The transcript has 15 exons. The record is from RefSeq and is a predicted model, not a curated record. Bases 1 to 1680 code for a protein of 559 amino acids.
AUGACCUAUGAAAAUUUAGCCGAUAUCUUCAACAUCUCUAGGACAAUGUUCAUGUACCCAUGGCUGGAAUAUCCACACAGGACAAAAGAAUUCAGAAAAGCCAUGGCUCCUGUUCACCUGCCCUUGUCCUGCUACCAGAUACCAAAGGAAGAGUUUCCUCCAAGUCCGGAGUGUUGGAGGCAGCACCCAAGCAAGCCAAACUCGGUCCCUUACUGCUACUCCAAGAAGCCUGAGAUCUACACACACUGGCACACCCUGUAUAAUCAGCGAGAGGAACGAGAGGCCCAGAAGAUGUUGCGGAAAAUGCAAGAUCACCCCAAGUACCUCAAAGAGGGGACCCACACCCCAAAAUUCCAUCUACCCAUGAGCAAGUUGAUUACAAAAUCUCAGGUGGGAUCCAGGCCCUUAGAGCCUACCAGAGACUCCCUGAAGUGGCAAAGGUUAAAGGAACUCACAGAAAGCCUGAAAUCUCCUAGAGAGGAUGAGCAGUUCUAUGCAGCACAGGCUCUGGGGUGCUUGGGCAUCAGUGACAAGUUUAUCAUGGAGGCACUACGGCAGGUGGCCCAAAACGGUCCAGAGAAAGUGAAGUAUGAGGCCUAUCGAACCCUGGCCCUCCUGGGUUGCCUGAAUAAGCAUGUGAUCCGGGCUCUCAUCAAACAGCUGAAGGGGCAAAACGAGGGUCAAAGGAUGGAGGCAUUGACGGGGCUACGUACGGCUCUGAACUCUUGGGCUGCUGUCCCUAAAGACAAGAGGACUCAAGUUGGAGAUGAAGGGAAGUUGGUGUCUGUACUACAGACACUGAUAAAGAAGUCAUCGGAUGAAGCAUCUGUGGAAGCAGCCCUGUGCUUGGGUUUCCUGAGGCCUUGCAGCAACAUGGCCCAAGAGUUCCUGUUGCAGUGCCUAUGCCAAGGGCUCAAGACCCAGCGGAUGAAGGCACUUAGGAUGCUGGUCAAGAUGAUGCAUGUGCACUCAGCUACAGUCAUCAGAGCCAUCCUAGACCAGCUGUGUUCCUCCAGUGUUCUUGCGGACCGCUUUGAAGCCACCCAGAUGCUCAGGAGCAUUGGGCUGGAACAGAUCCAGGUACAAGGGCUAGAGGAACUCACAUUUGACCUGCUCAGGAGGCAGACACAUAAAGAGCCCUUUUUCGCUAUGAGGCAGGCUGUGGCUGAAACUGUGGAAGAGCUCAAGAUGAAGCCUAUAAUGAUGAACCUGGUAGAGGCGCAACUGAUGGACCCAAACACCACUAAACGCCAGGAAGCGGUCAUCUCUUUGGGCGUUCUGGGGAUCCGCAGCCCACAAGUGUUCCACUUGCUUCUGGACAUGCUAGACACAGAAAAGCACCAGGUUGUGAAGAACAGUCUACAAGAAACAUUAAUCCUGCGUACCUCAGUUGAUUCCUGGAUCCAAAACAAGCUGAAAAACAAGAUUUUCAUUGUACAUGAGGCACCUAAGACCGAUGUGAAGGCUGAACCUACAAGAUUCCAGAAGGAGCCUGAGAAUCCAGAAGAAUUAAAUAUCCAAGAUUUUCGACUUGUAAAGCUGAACCCAUUGUGUUUUACAAAGCCCAGCACCAAAGUAGACCAAAAGAAAAAGGUGCCUGCCUUCCCAUUCUGUUGCUCUAAACCACAAAAACACAGGCCACAGGCUCCAGGGCCCUGGCAGCCAAGGAUCAGGAAAUAACUCUGAAUCCUUGCUGAAACCGCCAAAUAAGUCAGCUCUUUGAGCCUACCCCCCACUCCCUCCUUGAGAACAUUUCUCAGGCUCCCCUGAGAGAACAAUCUAUACUUAUCUUCCAUGAAUAAACGAGGAUCACUCCACCCACCAC